AUGGGUUCAGUGCAUAAAGAGUUGGAAAGCCUCCUGCCACGUAUACUCAGAGCCGAAGACAGAAGGAAGGGAGUCAGACCUCAGACCUGCGCUGAGGUCAUCAUUAACUUUUUCCAACUCCUGAUGAAAAAGAAGGAACUUAUUCCUUUGGUGCUGUUCAUGGCCACAGCGGCAGGCGGAGCUUCGUCUUUCGAUGUAUAUUCCCUUCAAAAAUCUGAUGUGAUCCUAGAUCGGAAAAGAAAUCCAGAACCUUGGGAAACCAUGGACCCUAGUGUACCUAGCAAGCUUAUAACAAUCAACCAAGAAUGGAAGCCCAUUGAAGAGUUGCGGAAGGUCCGAAGAGCCACUAAAUGACCAGCCUUUGCUUCUUUCUUUCAAAGAGUACUCUAUGAAUCUAGUGGAAACAUUGCUGCACAAACUAGAUUAUGGAUACCAGGGUGCGGAAAUGCUUCUGCUACAUUUUUAGGGCUUGACUACAUUUUCGGACUCGGGAUAGGAAUUAUGAAGGUAGUACAGCAAUGAUCACAUAGUUCAAAAAUAAUUUUGUGUUUAUUUUCUUGUUGUAAAUUUAAUUUUGCAUAUUGAAAUUUUAAUGUUUAUGAUGCCCAAAUGGUUUCCUUAAAGUGUAUA
Canis lupus familiaris (dog) is the source of this 630-nucleotide messenger RNA. Its product is annotated as normal mucosa of esophagus-specific gene 1 protein. The transcript has 2 exons. NCBI's taxonomy places the organism in Eukaryota, Metazoa, Chordata, Mammalia, Carnivora, Canidae. The coding region runs from base 1 to 354 and encodes 117 amino acids. The record is from RefSeq and is a predicted model, not a curated record.